This is a messenger RNA of Drosophila elegans, 2060 nucleotides long. RefSeq names its product U3 small nucleolar RNA-associated protein 6 homolog. Lineage: Eukaryota; Metazoa; Arthropoda; Insecta; Diptera; Drosophilidae. The record is from RefSeq and is a predicted model, not a curated record. Gene Ontology annotation, molecular function: protein binding; snoRNA binding. Gene Ontology annotation, cellular component: Pwp2p-containing subcomplex of 90S preribosome; small-subunit processome. The transcript has 4 exons. Gene Ontology annotation, biological process: maturation of SSU-rRNA from tricistronic rRNA transcript (SSU-rRNA, 5.8S rRNA, LSU-rRNA). The coding region runs from base 90 to 1904 and encodes 604 amino acids.
UCGAUUACCCAGUGCAUUGCACGUGCGCUUGUUUUUUGAAAGAAAUAAACAAUAUAAUUAAUAAACCAAUUGACAGAAACUGAGCGAAAAUGGGCGAGUUCAUAGCUGAGAUGCAGGAGCGCCUGCUGCCGGAGUACGAGCAGAUGAAGAACUAUAACGUAUUCACGGCGGAUCAAGUCAGAGAAAUCGUUACCCGGCGUGAACGGCUGUUCCUGAAGAUCAACAAGAGCCAACAGACCAUCAGCGACUAUCUGGAGUUCAUACUGUACGAGAAGCAGAUGAGCCAGACCAUCACGGAGAAGGAGAAGAAGAUGCACGUGAAGCUGACCGGCUUGAAGGCUUCGAUAGCCACGCGGAUCAUGCGGCUGUACAGGGAGGCUCUGGGCAAGUUCAAUCACGACCGGCGGCUGUGGAGCAACUGGAUCAAGUUCAGCAAGAAGUCCAAUCCCGUCGAGGUGGCGGGCAUCUACGAAAAGAUGCUGCUGUACCAUGGCGACUUACCGGACUUUUGGGUGGACGCCGCCUUGUGGUUGUACGAGUACAAUCGCCUCAACAUCGACCGUGUCAAGGAUAUCCUGUUGCGCGGCCUCCAGCGACAUCCGGAUUCAGAGGUCCUCAACAAAUGCUUCUUCGAUAUCAUGCUAAAGGAGGCAUCUCUGGCCAGCGAUGAGCGCAAUUUGGCGGAGAACACGCUCUCCGAACAGGACAUCAAACUGGAACGCGUCGAGGCAGUCUACCGCAAUAGCAUGGCCAACAUCACACAUCUGGACUAUUUCGUAAAGCUCCUGGAGAGCUGUGAGGAUCAUCAGGAGCUGACGGGCAAGCUGCAGCGCAUGAUAAUCGACGAUAUGCAGGAGAAGUUCCCCAGGGAGCCGGGUCUGUGGGACCUUCUUGCCCAGCGGGAAUUGCGCGGCUUCCACCUGGGCGACUUGGAGGAGGAGGAGCUGGACACCAGCGACGAGGAACCGGCCAGCAAAAAACCCCGCUCUGUCAAUGCCCGCUCUCUCAAGCGACGCAUUCAGCUCUGCGUCACGGUUUACAAAUCGGCGGUGGAGGAGCUGCAAACGCCGGAGAUGUGGAACCUUUACUUGGAUGCCAUGUUGGCCCUUAACAGCGAUGCAAACACAGAGCGUAUCCUCAAGCAGCAGUGCCUGGCGGAUGCUCUCCAGGCGGGCCAUCGUUCGCAGUUGAUGGGGGUGAAACACUAUGCCACGCUGAGGAAAAUGCUCUGCACUGCUCCCGGUGGAAGGGAGGCAGCCGUCACCAUUCUCACGGAGGCCCUCAAGGCCGACUCCUCCGUGGAGAUGCACGAACUGCUGCUGGCCACGCACAUCCAAAGCGACAGUGAGCCCCUAAUCUAUGAGCUAUUCAACAAGAUCCACAAGAGCAUGGGUAGUGAGGCGCUGCCGUUGUGGCGCAGUGUUAUUCUGUAUUAUCGCACCCGGCAGGACAGCUUGGGCGUCCGGCGGCUGGACGAGAUCUACGGCCUCGCCUGCAAGUCGGCGUGGCCAGAGUUUGGCGAGCUGCGUUCCGAUUAUCUGCGCUAUCUGUGGCAGGAGCGAUCCGUGGAGGAGGCACGCAAGGAGUACGCCAAACUGGCCAUCCUGCCGCCCAUGUCGCUGGCUCUGCAUCGCCAAAUGGUCCAGCUGGAGUCCAGCGUUGCGGUUCACGACCAGGCCAGCCUCAAGUACUGGCGGAUGUGCUACGACUUCAUGGCCUGCUAUUUUGGCAAGACAGAGCCACGCGUUUGGGUGGAGUACCUAGCCUUUGAGCGCGACCACGGCGAGACGAAGAACAUCUCCCUGCUUGCCCAGCGCGCCCUCAACACUUUGGAGCCCCAAUACGUCGCCGCCUUCGAAGCGGAGCGGACUCUUUCCUACGUUGGCGCUGCUAUAGUUGGUUAACAGCUGUUCUAGUUUAUUUCUUGUUUUCUUUUUUUACUUACUUCCUAAGUCAAUCUAUAGUUGAUAGAUUCUAUUAUAAGAAUUAAAAAAAAUUUGUUGUAAACUAUUUAGUUGUGAAUAUAGAAUUUUUAAGAUGAUAAAAGCACUUAAAUUUUA